Molecule: messenger RNA, 1452 nt
Organism: Kuraishia capsulata CBS 1993
Lineage: Eukaryota; Fungi; Ascomycota; Pichiomycetes; Pichiales; Pichiaceae
Exons: 1
Coding region: 1-1452 (483 amino acids)
Biological process (GO): regulation of Ras protein signal transduction; mitotic spindle orientation checkpoint signaling
Cellular component (GO): SIN/MEN two-component GAP complex; mitotic spindle pole body
Molecular function (GO): GTPase activator activity
Source: RefSeq, a predicted model, not a curated record
AUGAGUGCACAAUAUGUAAAUAACCACCGGCUGACGACUGCCAAUGUUCAUCGACUGGAAGGUAAGACCGAGAAGCUGACCCGAUUGUCACGCUACGCAGAGCCAGAUGUGGAGGAAGAUGAUCUGUUUGGUGAAGAGGCAGGCGAUCGCCUCGGGAAAGGGAUCAAAAAGCAGCCGGUUCGGCCAGACACAUUUUCGCAGUCGUCGCCUUCGAGAUCUGCCUCAGAUUAUGCCGAAAGUGACACCGAUCUUACUGACUUUGCUGAAGGCCUGGAGCUAGACAACGAUCUUGAUCUCAUGGCCAAAUUCGAUGCUGUCAAGAGAGAGGCUCAGAAGAGGGCGCAGUUCGACGACUCGCAACGGGAAGAAGCCCAGAGGCCUUUUGUGGACAAAGAAGAGUCCAAUUGGGAUGUUUUUUACUACAAGGCGGAUGACGGCUCGUUCAAACAAGUUGAUGAUCUGAUGUUGAACGAUCCAAGGCGAUUCCACAAAUCUGUUGUGAUCAACUCAACAACGCCGAAGUUGCGUUCCAGUCAAUCUAGUUACCGAUUAUCCUCUCCAACAAAAGACCAACAGCUGCGGCUAAGAGCAAAGCAAUCCAUGCCGAAUUUCCAGGAAAGGACAUCUCCCUCGCGGCUGCGGAAGUCGUCUUCAUCUUUGUUCGAUUUCCGAUCAUCUACACGCAAAUACCCGCUUCUCGUUGAUGAAGACGGAAUCGGCACAUUAGAGGUUCCACAGUUUCGCAAAUCGGUUCGUCACCGUGUGUCGUUCCAGGAUCGCGAUGGAUUCGAAGAUGAUACGAUAACGGUUCACACGCAAGUUAGACCACCGCACGCCUCGCGCCCUGACCUCUCGCGUUUCCAGGAAACCGGUUAUCAAACGCUGAGACCACAGUCUUCCAAGAAAUUUUCGAAGAUUCGGCUGAUUCGCCAGCUGAAUCAACCUAGCGUCGAUACCCCUAAGGCAGCCUCAGGCAUGCACUACAACCCCGUGUUACAGACAUGGGAGGGUAAUGAGGCCGAAUUGCGACGUUUUGAUUCAAUACGACCCGAUAUGCGCACAAUUCGGAACACUAAAACGCGAGGCCAGCAGAAACCGCCUCAGAAUGUCGGCGGAAUGCGGUUUGACCAGCAGAACCUGCGGUGGGUGCAAGAUGGCGCUUACCAGGACGAUCCUUUCGAAGGAAUAGAUGAUAUACCUGAAGCUGGUGAAAGACAAUGGAGUCAGACGACAACAGCCUCAUCCGCGGUGCUCGACCCUGAGGACCCGUUCCUACAAUCUGUACAAAGUGCAAACAACUGUUUCAGGAUCAAUAGCGAGCAACUGCGGUCGUUUGCCAAUGAGGAGCAUAAGUGGAUCAAGAAGGUGCAGAAUUGGUUUCCUGUGGGCUCCGAAGAUGAUUCCUAUUUAUAUGAGCUGCGGAAUUUUGUUAUUCAGAGCCAAAGGAAGUAG